UCGUGCUAAUCAAAACAUUCAUUCAAACUGUUUCGCGUUGAUUGUGAAUCGUGUUUUGCAAAGAUGUUUACAAGCAAACCCAUGGACUCUCCCAUCGCUAAAGCCGUACUGGCCCCAAUGCAUGGACCAACGAUCGAGAUUCAUCUCAACGACCAUAGCGAGCUGCCAGCGGUUGUGACUCGUUCGCGCAAACCAACACAUUGCGUCCUCACACCGCAAUACAUGCAAUCGGCUGAGCGAAUUCGCGAUCUGACCGUUUACGAGGAUGAUGUGUGGAUAUUGAGCUACCCCAAGUGUGGCACAACCUGGACACAGGAGAUGGUCUGGUUGGUGAGUCACGAUUUGGACUAUGCUACGGCUUCCGAAGUAAAUCUCCUCGAACGAUCCAUCUUUCUUGAAUUCUCAGCUUUUAUGCUGAACUUUCCCGGAGAUACGAUCAAGCAGGUGGAAGAGGCACCACGUCCGCGUCACAUUCAGUGUCACUUGCCGCUGGCAUUACUCCCCAAGCAAAUCUGGACGAUCCGCCCACGUCUGAUCUACUGUGCGCGCAAUCCAAAGGAUGCGACGGUCAGCUUCUACCAUCACUAUCGUCACCUCCACGGCUAUCAAGGAUCGAUGGAGGACUUCCUGGAGGCAAUAUUGGCCGAUCAGGUCCUGUUUGGACCACAGAUCCCGCACACACUGGACUUUUGGACCGUUCGUCACGAGAUGAACAUUCUUUUCAUUCACUUUGAAGACAUGAAGAUGGACAUGAAAUCAGUCCUGAGAAGAGUGUGUAAAUAUUUUGGAAAAUCAUACAGUGACGACCAGCUUUCCGAGCUAGAGCGACACCUUUCCUUCGAUGUUAUGAAAAAUAACAAAUCAGCCAACAACUCGUGCGUUUUGGAGUUGGUGGAAGGAUUGUCGGGAAAAAAGGUAGAAGACUUCCAAUUCAUGCGCAAAGGAAAAAUUGGUUCCCAUCACGACGAAUUGUCCCCACAGUACGUGAGCCGAUUGAAUCAAUACAUUGAAACGCACCUUGCCGGCAGUGAUUUCCGAUUCAAGGAAUAAAAUAGAACCAAAAAACGGAUUCUAUUGAAU
Anopheles aquasalis is the source of this 1080-nucleotide messenger RNA. RefSeq names its product luciferin sulfotransferase-like. Lineage: Eukaryota; Metazoa; Arthropoda; Insecta; Diptera; Culicidae. Gene Ontology annotation, molecular function: sulfotransferase activity. The record is from RefSeq and is a predicted model, not a curated record.